Molecule: messenger RNA, 765 nt
Organism: Syzygium oleosum
Lineage: Eukaryota; Viridiplantae; Streptophyta; Magnoliopsida; Myrtales; Myrtaceae
Product: myosin-9-like
Exons: 4
Coding region: 244-765 (173 amino acids)
Biological process (GO): vesicle transport along actin filament; actin filament organization
Cellular component (GO): vesicle; actin cytoskeleton; myosin complex
Molecular function (GO): actin filament binding; microfilament motor activity; ATP binding
Source: RefSeq, a predicted model, not a curated record
CACGAAAACGGCUUCCAGAAAAUCUCUGCCAAUCGAUACUCUCUCUUUCUCUUUCGAAGAAUUUGAAGCUUUUCAUUUUGUGACGUGAAUGUUUUUUGGGUUUUGCUCUUCUUCGGAGUGUUUGCUUGGAGGAGUGAACCGGACGCUUCUGCGAGAACGAAGAAGUCGAAGUUUGUUGGUGGCCGGUUGGACGGUUUUGUUUAGAGAGGAGAGGAGUUUCUGACUGGAUCGUGUUCGGUCAAAAUGGCUGAACUUUUCUUAGACAAGAACAAAGACUAUGUUAUUGCAGAACAUCAAGCACUCUUGAGUGCUUCUCAAUGGUCUUUUGUUUCUGGAUUAUUUCCGCCUCCGGCUGAGGAGUCUUCCAAACAGUUAAAGCACUUGUGGUUAAUAGGAUCUCGAUUCAAGCAACAAUUACAGACAUUGCUUGAAACUUUGAGUGCUACUGAGCCACAUUAUAUACGAUGUGUGAAGCCAAAUAACCUUCUCAAGCCAGACAUUUCUGAGAGUAUAAAUGAUUUACAACAACUGCGUUGUGGGGUUGUUAUGGAGGCCAAUAGGAUAAGUUGUGCUGGAUAUCCAACAAGAAGGCCCUUUUUUGAAUUUGUGGACCAAUUUGGGAUUCUUGCUCCUGAAGUUCUUGACCGCAGAGGAGAUAGACAUUGCAGAUGGCCGACCUUACCGUCCAUGGCCACUCACCUCCACCUCCACCUCCACGCCUCUUCACUUCCCACCCGAAUCGCAAUGGUCAUUUGUCUUUUGUGA